CUUUCAAAACUAUUAGAAAGAAUUCCUUUUUCAGCAGAUUUUUUUUUCGAAAGCCCCUCAACAGGUUAAACAAAUCUGAAGUUUAUCAACGACAUAUUUGUCUGCUUUUUAAAGUCUGUCUUGUUUUUCAUUCGUUCAGAUCUGAGGAGAGAGAGAGAGAGAGAGGCGUGGUUUAUAUCUCCUCUUUGAUCAAGAAACCACAAUUGAGCUGAAUGAACUGUAUAAUGUUAGUAGUGUAGGUGGAAUUUAUUUCAUCCUCUCUGUGGACUGUCCUUCACAGUAGUACCAAGAAGAUGAAGUUCGGCAAGGAGUUCAUCUCACAGAUGGUGCCAGAAUGGCAAGAAGCCUACAUGGACUAUAACCAUCUCAAGUCCCUCCUGAAAGAUAUCCAACGCUUCAAGCUUAGAACCAAUCCACCGGCGAAUACAGCAGCAGGUCCUCACUUAAAGCGGAAGAUGACAUUGUACAGAGCCUUCAGUGGCCUAACGCAGAGGUACCACAACCUCAAAAGCCCCACCAGCCGUGGAGGAGGAGGAGGAGACGUCGAGGACCAGGUGAUACUUGUGAAGUCAGUGCAGGAAGAGGGAUCCGAGGGACAUUACGAGACCAAUUUUCUUAUGUCAUCGGAAGAAGGAGGGGAGUACGAACUGGUCUACUUCAGGAGGCUAGAUGAGGAGCUGAACAAGGUGAACAAAUUUUACAGGUCCAAAGUGGAGGAGGUGAGAAAGGAGGCAGCCAUGCUUAAUAAGCAGAUGGACGCGUUGAUAGCGUUUCGGAUCAAGGUGGAAAACCCCACAUUGGUAUUCGACCAGUCGGCGGAGAUGAGUCGUCUUGCUUCAGAUGUUGCCACCUCCGCCGCGGCGGUGAUGGCCUCCACUCCCUCCGGUGCUAGGAGAACAGCCGCAGGGCACAUGGAGGCCAUAAAAGAAAUUGAACUUAGCAACAGAGGGAUCUCGGAAGAAGGGUGCAGUCAAGAAACAGAUAUGGAUGGAACCAAUACUACCCAUCACAGUGUUGGGCGUGAAACUCAACCAAACAGCAUCAAGGUGGCUAGACCAGCUCCCUUAGAAGUCCUUAACCGUGUGAAGAUCAACAACACACUGGAGACUCCACGUUCCACUCUAAGAGGUGUUCUCAAAGCUUCCAAGGGAACAGAGUUGAAUUUCAGAAAGAAGGAUCUUAAGAAAGUUGAAGAGCAACUGAAGCGGGCAUUUGUUGAGUUCUACCAAAAGCUUCGGCUGUUGAAGAGCUACAGCUUCCUCAAUAUCUUGGCAUUCUCGAAGAUCAUGAAGAAAUAUGACAAGAUCACUGCAAGAAAUGCAUCAAAAGCCUACUUGAAAAUGGUGGAUAACUCCUUCCUUGGCAACUCUGAUGAGCCCACUAGACUCAUGGAGAGGGUAGAAGCUACAUUCAUCAAGCACUUCACCAACUCAAACCGCAGCAAAGGCAUAAACAUCUUGAAGCCAAAAGCAAAGGCUGAAAGGCACAGGAUAACCUUUUUAAUCGGUCUAUUUACCGGCUGCACAAUAGCUCUUAUCGUAGCUCUUGUUGUCAUUAUACAUCUCAAAAAGCUCAUAACAUUGCAAGGGAGUGCAGUAUACAUGGACAGCAUGUUUCCACUUUAUAGCUUGUUUGGAUACAUUGUCCUACAUAUGCUCGUGUUUGGGGCGGAUAUAUAUUUCUGGAGGCGAUAUCGAGUCAAUUACGGAUUUAUAUUUGGUUUCAAGCAAGGGACGGAGUUGGGCUUCCGGGAAGUCUUCCUCCUCGGCUCUAGCCUUGCAGUUCUUGCGCUUGCCACUGUCAUCUCAAACCUGGACAUGGAAGUGGAUCGGAAAACAAAAACCUUUGGACCCAGCGAACUACUGCCUGUGGGACUGCUCAUCCUUCUACUUGUCAUAUUAUUCUGCCCCUUCAAUAUUAUCUACCGCUCAAAUCGCUUCUUCCUACUCCAGUGUGCAUUCCACUGCCUCUGUGUUCCUCUCUACAAGGUUACCCUCUCGGAUUUUUUCUUGGCCGACCAGCUAACAAGUCAGGUCCAAGCAAUUAGAAGCCUGGAGCUGUACAUCUGCUACUAUGGUUGGGGAAAUUACGAAAAGAGAAAACACAAAUGCAACGUUAGCGGCGUUUACAACACUUUCUAUUUCAUUGUGGCCGUAAUUCCAUACUGGUGCCGCUUCCUUCAGUGUGCUCGCCGGUUUUACGAAGAAAAAGACCGAAUGCAAGCAUACAAUGCGCUCAAGUACCUAUCGACGAUUGUGGCUGUCAUCAUGAGAACAGCUUACAACCUGCAAAAGGUAGAGAUUUGGAAAAUCCUAGCGAUAACAACUUCAGCCAUUUCAACAGUGGGAAGCACAUAUUGGGACAUUAUCAUUGACUGGGGGCUUCUGCAGCGUCACUCUAAUAACCCCUGGUUGAGGGACAAGCUUCUCGUUUCCCAUCAAAGCGUAUAUUUUGGAGCCAUGAUAUUGAAUGUGGUGCUGAGAUUUGCGUGGUUGCAAACUGUGGUGCCUCUCAAGCCCAGGAAAUUACAUAAACAAGCCUUAGUUACGAUUUUUGCUAGCCUAGAGAUCAUUCGUCGUGGGAUAUGGAAUUUCUUCAGGUUGGAGAAUGAACACUUGAACAACGUUGGAAAAUAUCGUGCAUUCAAGUCAGUACCUCUCCCGUUCAGCUACGACGAGGACGAUGACAAGGAUGAGUAAUCAUCCACACAUCCACAUAGUCUAUUAGUCCAUAGCGGGGGAAAGUAGUAAAUUUUCUGCACGCUCGUCGCUUGUCUGGACGGACGUGAAGCCAAAUCAAGUAUAAAAUAUACCUCUUGUUUUAUUCAUGAGCGAGGGUAUGUCCAUGUGCAAGAAUUUAAUUUUGUAUGAUUAGACGUAGCAGAUUUGAACUUAAUUUUAAUGGAAUGCUUCUUUUUCAUGCUUGAUUA
Molecule: messenger RNA, 2929 nt
Organism: Nelumbo nucifera (sacred lotus)
Lineage: Eukaryota; Viridiplantae; Streptophyta; Magnoliopsida; Proteales; Nelumbonaceae
Product: phosphate transporter PHO1 homolog 3-like
Biological process (GO): cellular response to phosphate starvation; phosphate ion transport
Cellular component (GO): Golgi apparatus; cytoplasm; trans-Golgi network
Molecular function (GO): phosphate transmembrane transporter activity; inositol hexakisphosphate binding
Source: RefSeq, a predicted model, not a curated record